CUAGAUUCCCUUGAUCAUUUACCAUUCCCUCGUGCACACAUAAUUGCCAUUCACAUAUGCUGUUUUCAUCAUCAUCCAUCAUGCCUAAUAAGAAGGCCAUGGAGGCAGUCGAGGCCCUCUUUGAAAGAUAUCGGCUCCUUGCGUCCCGACGUUCCAAAGGUCACAUUGACUUUGACAGCGAGGUCAUGAAAGGCUUGCAAAUCGUCGAUGCUGGCUUGGAUGGGUCGGUGACAUUUGAGCUUCUCAUGUCGUCGAAUUUUUCCAACCUCAAUAAUGUUAUGCAUGGUGGUGCUGCUGGUGUCAUCUUUGACAUGGCUACGACAUCAGCCUUGUGCCCAAUUGCCCGUCCUAACUACUGGCAGUUCAUGGGUGGGGUAACCCGCUCGCUGAAUAUAUCCUACUUAAAAGCGGUUCCAAUAGGUGUCAAGGUGCGCUUACGUAGCCAUGUAGUAUCGGUGGGCAAACAAAUGGCCAUGAUCCGGGGAGAGAUGACCUCUCUUGAUGGAAAAGUAACGUACUGCACCGCGGAACAUCACAAAGUAAAUACCCAGGUGCUACCAGAACAUAGCGAGGCGAGGAUACCAUGGGACGAUGAGUUUGACAGGGAAUGGAAUGCUAAAUCAAAUCUUUGA
Molecule: messenger RNA, 632 nt
Organism: Periconia digitata
Lineage: Eukaryota; Fungi; Ascomycota; Dothideomycetes; Pleosporales; Periconiaceae
Source: the annotation of a GenBank genome assembly